Molecule: messenger RNA, 1863 nt
Organism: Strigops habroptila (Kakapo)
Lineage: Eukaryota; Metazoa; Chordata; Aves; Psittaciformes; Psittacidae
Product: neuropilin and tolloid-like protein 2
Exons: 10
Coding region: 1-1806 (601 amino acids)
Molecular function (GO): protein binding
Source: RefSeq, a predicted model, not a curated record
AUGAGGUCUCACCAGGUCUCCCCAGCACCCCAUGGCCGAGCAGAGCGCAGGAGCUCCAGACGGACAGAAGAGGAGCAUCGCCUGCCCCAGGGAACUCCCCACCGGUUUCAGCCAGUGGCUUCUCCAUCCCUGCCAGCUCAGUUCGCCUUAACUGACAAUCAUACUGACCUGAAAAGCCUGGAAUAUUUAAUUGACAAUCUGAAGAGCGCGGCAGCCCUACCGGCUGCGGCUGCUUGCGGGGCUCCGCAGGGGUCGGGCACAUGCGUACAAGCGGCUCAUCCAGUGUUACUAGUAACAAUCUUUGUAGUGGAAGGGAUUGCCGUUGCACAGAAGACACAAGGUGGGCAAAAUAUUGGCAUGAAUCGUAUUCCUCCCACCCAAUGUGACAAUUGGGUACGGACAAGUAAUGGAGGACAUUUUGCUUCACCAAACUACCCUAACAUGUACCCACCAAAUCAAGAGUGCAUCUAUAUCUUAGAAGCUGCUCCACAACAAAGAAUUGAGUUGACCUUUGAUGAGCCUUAUUACAUAGAACCCUCAUUUGAAUGUCGGUUUGAUCAUCUGGAGGUUCGAGAUGGACCUUUCGGUUUCUCCCCUCUCGUUAAUCGUUACUGUGGUUUGAAAAGUCCUGCACUAAUUAGAUCAACAGGGAGAUUUAUGUGGAUCAAGUUUACUUCUGAUGAAGAGCUGGAAGGAAAGGGAUUUCAAGCAAAGUACUCAUUUAUACCAGAUCCUGACUUCACUUACCUAGGAGACUGCCAGUUUGAGCUCUCAGGAGCUGAUGGAAUAGUAUGUUCCAGUCAAGUAGAACAAGAAGGAAAAACAAAACCAGGACAACCAGUUGACUGCAUAUGGACAAUUAAAGCUACUCCAAAUGCUAAGAUUUAUAUACGAUUUCUCGACUAUCAAAUGGAGCAUUCAAAUGAAUGCAAAAGAAACUUUGUUGCUGUGUAUGAUGGAAGUAGUUCUAUUGAAAACCUGAAGGCAAAGUUCUGCAGUACAGUAGCAAAUGAUGUCAUGCUGCAGACUGGGAUGGGUGUGGUGCGGAUGUGGGCAGACGAAGGCAGUAGACUAAGCAGAUUCAGAAUGCUGUUCACUUCAUUUGUGGAUCCUCCCUGCUCAGGCAACACUUACUUCUGCCAUAGCAACAUGUGCAUCAAUAAUUCUUUAGUGUGCAAUGGCAUUCAGAACUGUGCAUACCCUUGGGAUGAAAAUCACUGCAGAGAAAAGAAAAUAACUGGAUUGUUUGAACAAAUCACCAAAACUCAUGGAACAAUCAUUGGCAUCACAUCAGGGAUAGUUUUAGUACUUCUCAUCAUUUCAAUUCUAGUACAAGUAAAGCAACCUCGCAAAAAGCUUAUGGCUUGCAAGACUGCUUUCAAUAAAACUGGCUUCCAGGAAGUAUUUGAUCCUCCACAUUAUGAACUAUUUUCACUAAGGGACAAAGAAAUUUCUGCAGAUCUGGAAGAUUUAUCAGAGGAACUUGAAAACUACCAGAAAAUGAGACACCCUUCAACAGCUUCCAGAUGCAUUCAUGACCACCACUGUGGCUCCCAGGCCUCUAAUACAAAACAAAGCAGGACAAACCUCAGCUCCAUGGAACUUCCUUUCCGCAAUGACUUUGCACAGCCUCAGCCAAUGAAAACAUUUAACAGCACAUUCAAGAAAAGUAGUUACACUUUCAAACAAGCGCAUGACUGCCCUGAGCAAGUCAUAGAAGACAGGGUGAUGGAGGAGAUUCCGUGUGAAAUUUAUGUUCGAGGAAGAGAAGAUACGGCACAAGGUUCAUUAUCUAUUGACUUUUGAUUUCCUAGUGAAGGUGGUAUCAGUGUCUAUACAAGAUGGUUGUGUACAAUGACAGUG